UUUCAUGUGUUGUGUUGUCAGAAGUUGAACAUCUUUGAUUUCUUCUGGACCGUUGUUGACACACCUGUCCACUUGACGGGACAAUAACUUCCUCUCCAACAUGUCCGGGGACACCAGCCCGUCCUCGGCGGAGGUAGUUCUGGGUUUCCUGGAGGAGGCGGAGCCGUGGCGGCUGCUGUCCCCGCAGUUCCCAGUAAAGUCGGGGGGAAAACCGGCGUGGCUCAGCCAGAGAGGCCUGCCCUCACUGCCCGGACUGGAGUGUGACAUCUGCCGCCUGCCUCUGGUCUUCCUGAUGCAGGUGUAUGCACCCAUCUCUGGUCAGGACAGGAGUUUCCACAGAGCGCUCUUACUUUUCUGCUGCAAAAAUCAUGAGUGUUACAAACCCAAUGACAGUCGCUGUAUGAAAGUUUUCAGAAGCCAGCUACCGAGGAGGAAUGAGUUUUAUCCCUACGACCCUCCGCCAGAGGAUGAACCCCCCAGUGGUCCUGAACCGGACCAAUGUUUGUUGUCCGUCUCUGGACUUAAACUAUGCUGGGUGUGCGGUUGCCUUGGCAGCAAAGCCUGCUCCCGCUGUAAGACUGUGACCUACUGUGGAAAACACCACCAGACCCUCCACUGGAAACACUCACACAAGAGGGAGUGUUGCAGCCAAGAAGCAUCCAUUGUCACAACCUCUUCCUUCCUCUUCCCUGAGUCUGAGCUGGUCACUGAACCCGAGGAGGAGGAAGACAAGAAGGAGGACGACACAAAGGAGGCCGAAGAAGAAGAGGACAGGAGUGUAGAUUGUCCCUCCUUAGCGGACGCCCUGGCAGAAACAGACCUGGAGGAGAUGGCCAUGCACGAGACUGAAGACAACAAAGUGUUCCAGCGCUUCAAAAAGAGGAUCGCACCAGAACCGCACCAGGUGGUACGUUACAGUCGAGGCGGUUCCCCCUUGUGGGUCUCUUCUCAGCACAUCCCUUCAGAUCAGGAUAUCCCACCAUGCACCUGUGGCACCAAGAGGAUGUUUGAGUUUCAGGUGAUGCCACAGCUGUUAAACAGUCUGUGUGUGGACUCAACAGGAGCCAGUAUCGACUGGGGGACACUGGCGAUCUACACGUGCUCUGCCAGCUGUAACCAUGACGACCAGUACUGCCCCGAGUUCAUCUGGAAACAGGACUUCAGUUCAGACCAACACACGCGGAUGAAACCUACAUAAUAUCUCUAACACUGACACACAGCUUCCUCCAAGACUAUCAAGGACAAUGAAGGUGUUUUUGGGCAGAUAUUCAGUUAAUUGUUUUAUUAAAAGUUCAUAUUUUCAAACAGGAAUUCUGGUUUCUUGACCCCACCAAAACUUUUCUAUUAUACUGUUAAAUUCUGGCUCUUUAAAACAAUGCAUCAGAGGUAUUUCUGACUGAGAGAGGGGUGACAAACUGAAGGAAAAACCAACAUUAAGUGUGUUAUUGUGGAGUAGAGCCUCCAGAGCAGCCUGAGGUUCCUUGUCACGUUGGGGGGAUAAACACCGUUCCUCCACAACACAUUCCCUCAUUUAUAUGUACAACUUUUACUCAAGUAUAGUUUUUUUGUAAGAGAGACCUGGGCAGUAAACCUGAGUGAACAGUCAGCAAAUCAAAUAUAACAUGACUUUGUGCUUUCUCCUCACAGAAUAAAGUUUUUAAACUAAUA
Plectropomus leopardus (leopard coralgrouper) is the source of this 1668-nucleotide messenger RNA. It is a transcript of the gene pdcd2, whose product is annotated as programmed cell death 2. Gene Ontology annotation, cellular component: nucleus; cytoplasm. NCBI's taxonomy places the organism in Eukaryota, Metazoa, Chordata, Actinopteri, Perciformes, Serranidae. The record is from RefSeq and is a predicted model, not a curated record.